Molecule: messenger RNA, 1041 nt
Organism: Striga asiatica
Lineage: Eukaryota; Viridiplantae; Streptophyta; Magnoliopsida; Lamiales; Orobanchaceae
Source: the annotation of a GenBank genome assembly
AUGUCGAGAAAAAGAGCGGAGAUUAGCAAUCCCAGGCAUGACCUCCCUCUACAGAAUCCGUCGCCGGCCGCAGAGAGACGCGGAGAGCGCUCUAAUUGGUUUCCCUUGCCAUCAUCAGCGGCGAUUGCUCAAUUCCGCCGCCGUCGUUUCCUGACCUUCAGAUCUGCUUUCCUCUGCUUAAUCACCUUCGCCGUGGCCGCGGCUUUCAUUCUCUAUUCCAGUCGACUCGCGAAUUCACGUUUCAACUGGUUUGGUGAACCUGUACAGCCAGGCAACGUUUCCGGCGAGGUCUACCACUCGCUGGAGGUGUACGUGUACCCGGAGUACGACUAUGGAGGUCCUCCGAUUCAGAGCACGAUUUCUGGAAAGUACGCGAGUGAGGCAUAUUUCUUCAAGAACAUCAAAGAAAGCGCGUUUCUGACUAACGACCCUGAGCAGGCGCAUUUGUUCUUCAUCCCUAUUUCCUGCCACAGAUUACACCAAAAGGCUGAGUAUGGCGGUUGGGGUGUGGGCUCGUGGACAUUGAUGAUUACUGUGGUGAUCCUUAUGGUCUUUAUGCCUCUCGGGAUGGGACCCGGCCCAAUUAAGCCCCCCUCUUGGGCUAUGCUAAGUGUCAUUCCAGUGGUCUUGGCCGCUGUCCUAUUCUGCCUCAUCCAUGGCCCGGCAUACAAGAACCAAUAUGAGAUGAUUGAGAGGACUUUGGGAGCCGAUCAUUUUUCCCUGACCUGCCAUGACAUUGACGUUGGGGCAACUAAAAAGGUCCGAUUUCUGGCCAAGAAUGCAAUUCGGGUGGUGUUCUGCGAGUUAUGGUCAAUACUUGGUUAUUGGGCAGGGAACCGCAAUUCUAAGACGAGACAGAAACUGGUGAAGCGUUGGGGGAAAGAUAAGGAACUUGAUAUCCAGAACUCAACUGCUUAUGCUUCAGGCAGAAUGGAAAAAUUCUACAGGUCCAAGUUUUGCAUCUGUCCUGUUGGCUCAAGGGUCCGUAGCAAUCGCAUCACAAUGGCUAUUCACUAUGGAUGUGUACCUGAUAAUAAUUGA